AUGCUCUUGUCGAGCAGAGCUCAGCCUCCAAGGGCUCUGAAGGACUUUCCGCGUCCCAACCGGUCGAAUCUUUCGGUGAAGCAGUUCUUGCUUUCCUCACCGUUGCCCUCUCCUGCCUUGCCUGCUCUCGUCCCCCGUCACGGCAAGAAACCACCUCCUUUCAAUACUCGACGAGCGUUGCGAACUUUAUCAUGGCUGGCCAUCAUUAUCAGUUGCUACUACAUUGCUUCCCUUGUUGUUCACACGGCACGAGACAGUAACCCCGCUCGACUUCCAGCCUUAUCAUACCUUGCAACCAGCAAGCCCGAUCAGCUAGUCGUCGAUUCCGAACUUCCGGAAUAUCCAACCCCAAUCGCAGUGGUCGACAAGCGCAACCGACAGAAGUGGACCAUCUCAAUUCCAGAUAAGCUAGGCUUCCCUCUUGAAGCUGCCGACUACGCCGACAUUUGUGCUCACGUCCCAGAAGUCGCCAACCACAUCUCUUCGAAUGAUAUCUCUACCACGUUUCUUGAUGUGGAUGAAGCACAACACAGUGGCCUGCUACCUCCGUCACCUGAAGCGCAUUCGAAAUAUGCCCUUCCAGUCUGCUCUCGAACUCUGAUCUAUGUCCUCGACGCUACGGAUGCUGGUCUCGGAUCUACCCUCAUGGGUCUCUGGCUUUCCUAUUCUCUUGCAAAAGCCGAAUCCCGCGAGUUCUUCGUAGACGACAGGAAUUUCGCAUACGGUCGCUACUCUUCAUAUUUCUUAGCUCCCCCCAAGCCGAAAUGCAGGCCUCCUCCCCCAGCACAUCGAGUACCUUGCCCAGCUCAGGCAAAACACUUGGUUGUCUCCGCCGCGACCCAUCCAUACAUCUUUGGCUCCGAGUUCCAUGCCAAGUAUAGCAUGACGGAGAUUUUCGCCAUGGCUCGCAGAGGUUACAAAACCCUCUUCCACCUACGCGAUGAUGAUGCCGAGUACGCCGAUUUGCGCCUUGCAGAGCUCCGUUCGCCCUCCUCUAAAGUCGUUGGUGUUCAUGUACGUAGGGGUGACCGCCACCCCUUCACUCUCACUUACGCCCGAGCCUACCUACCAUCCACGAUUUACUCAUCAGCCGCCGAAUCUCUUGCAUCCACCCUCUCGACCGACUCCAUAACCACGAUCCUCGCAUCUGACGAUCCCGAAUUCUACGCCCCAGACUCUCCGCUCAACUAUCCUCGCGCACAAUCGCGAAUUACCCUUGCUAGCAAAUCGACAUUGAGUGAUGGCUCUUUAGGUUGGGAAGGCGGUUUCUUCGCCGCUCUCUUCUGGAACCUUGGCCUACCUGCAGAAGCCGAAUGGCAGAAGCGUAUUGGCUCACCAUUACCAAGUCGAAUGGUGGCUGAAAUGGGCGAGGAGCAUCGGAAUGAGCGAGACUAUCGUAGUCGGCCAACGGACGAGGCAGUACAAAUGCGCCAACUCAUCGGUAGGGCGUAUUUACUGGACCUCAAGGUGCUCGGCAGCAGCGAUGCAGUGGUAUGUGCUGUAAGCAGCCAUACUUGCCGUUUGCUUGCUGUGAUGCUUGGUGAGGAGGCCGUCAAGGAUGGACGCUGGAAGAACGUGGAUGAAGGAUAUCCGUGGAUCGCAAUUGGAGAGAAUAUGUAA
Molecule: messenger RNA, 1620 nt
Organism: Cyphellophora europaea CBS 101466
Lineage: Eukaryota; Fungi; Ascomycota; Eurotiomycetes; Chaetothyriales; Cyphellophoraceae
Exons: 2
Coding region: 1-1620 (539 amino acids)
Biological process (GO): protein N-linked glycosylation
Molecular function (GO): alpha-(1->6)-fucosyltransferase activity
Source: RefSeq, a predicted model, not a curated record